AUGCCACUAAGUCGGUCUCUCCUCCCCACAGCUUUUCUGCUCCCUCGAUUAGCCUUGCCUCGCACUGCGCUGUUCCACACAACGUCAGCAUGGAGAAGCGAAUCAGCAAGCUACUACAAGACAUUGGGCAUUGAUCCAAGUGCCUCUGCGGGAGAUAUCAAAACGCAGUUCUACUCUCUGUCCAAGACCCACCAUCCAGAUCAUAAUGCCAACGACCCACAAGCCUCGGAGCGAUUCGUCAAAAUAUCAGAGGCUUACGCUGUCCUUGGUAGCCCGCAGAAGCGAGAGCGCUACGAUCGAGAUAUACAAGAUGCUCAGGAGUCAUCUCGGUCCCACGCACACCGGGGCUCUCAUUCGAGUUCUUCGACUCCUUUUGGAUCCAGACCCGGAAGCGGACUAAGUCGAAGACGGACUCAGUUCAAGGGACCACCACCAAGCUUCUAUCGGAGUGGAGGAUGGGGGGCACAGGGUAGUAAGAGGCAUGCGCAGGCCGAGGGCUCAGGAUCUGCUGGUACCGGUGAUCCCAGUGGCGGGGGAUUUGGACCGGGUCGAGGACAGGCCGGUUUCAAUGACGUUCCUCAUUUCAACCGGGAAGGACAUCAUCAUACUCAGGAACAGCAGGAUCAACGACGGCGUAAGCGUAUGGAGGAGGAAAGCGUAGGAUUUGCGGAAGGAGGCAGUGUCCUGUUUCAAUUUCUGUUGAUCACAGCAGUGGUCACGUUUGCCUUUUCAAUACCUGCACUAUUUGACAGAAGCAGAGACGGCGCAAAAAGGACGAGCGUUGAAAAAUGA
Messenger RNA from Letharia columbiana, 792 nucleotides. RefSeq lists its product as uncharacterized. The coding region runs from base 1 to 792 and encodes 263 amino acids. The transcript has 2 exons. The record is from RefSeq and is a predicted model, not a curated record. NCBI's taxonomy places the organism in Eukaryota, Fungi, Ascomycota, Lecanoromycetes, Lecanorales, Parmeliaceae.